CAAAGAAAUAACAAAAGCAAGGAAGAGAGGUGCCUAGCCUACAAAAUUUCAAUAUGUUGCAGUAAAUGAAACUGUAUUUUACAGUAUUUUUGCUUGUUUGUGUGAAAAUUUAUCAUUUGGUUGGUAUUUAAUGUUAUGUCGUCCACAAGUAACGGAGUCGUGCGUAGUGGCUCCAUCGGAGGAGAAUUUUAUGAUUUUUCAUGCAAGGUGAUGCUGAUAGGAGAUUCAGGUGUUGGUAAGACGUGUCUUCUGGUUCGCUUCAAGGAUGGUGCCUUCCUCGCUGGAAGCUUUAUCUCUACAGUUGGGAUUGAUUUUAGGAAUAAAAUAGUUGAUGUAGAUGGGUCAAAGAUCAAGUUACAGAUAUGGGAUACCGCCGGUCAAGAAAGGUUCCGGAGUGUGACCCAUGCAUACUACAGAGAUGCACAUGCCUUAUUGUUACUCUAUGAUGUUGCUAAUCGCCAGUCCUUUGAUCAUAUCCGGGCAUGGGUGGCAGAAAUCAAAGAAUAUGCAAGUGAAGAUGUUGUUGUCAUGUUGCUAGGGAACAAAGCUGAUAUAUCCUCAGACAGGGUUGUCAGGCGUGAUGAAGGAGAAAAAUUAGCAAGGGAUCAUGGGAUAGCAUUUAUGGAGACAUCCGCAAAAACUGGGUUGAAUGUGGAACUAGCGUUUAUAGCUGUUGCAAAAGAUCUUCGUGCAAAGAAAACAAGGAAACCCAACGACCCCUCGUUUAGUGUGAAGCAGUAUGUAGAUGAACGCAAAGUAAACCCUGCUAAUUGCUGUACAGCUUAAAAACAACACACAAUAAAUCCAAUACAACUGAUAAUCACCAGUCAUCGGCUUCACUUGCUUGAGAUCUCUUCUUGUUGCUAGGUUGUUGACACAACGGUAAUGUUUCAGAUCCGCUGAAUGUUGCGAUAUCUUAUCAGUGGUCAGUUUAUAGUCCAUGCGAGGUAAAUGUUAUAUGUAACAUUAUGAACAAGAUGUUGUUUUUUUUUUGUUACUGAGAUAUGUAUAUAAAAUGUUUUCAAAGAAAUAAUUAAGAGUGAUAUUUGUUGCAAGAUAAUAAGUUUUUGGAUAAUUUUAAUCCUUAAUAAAGAAAACUGAUAAAUGAAAAGCAAAAUGGUGAUAGCUUGAUCCUAUCGAGUACCAUAAUGAAAGUGUUGAUUUAGAUUAUUGGUAUUUGCAUCACAACAAGAUGAAUAUAUAGAAGCACCAGUAUGCCUGACUUAAGAGAUAUUACAUUCAGCAUUUUGUGUUAGCCUAAAGCAGGGUACUAUGCAGUAUACCACAUUGUUGUCUGUAAGGAAGUUUGAUGAGACAAAUUAUGUAUUUUUCCAUGUAUGUUGGAAGUCUGAUGGCCUCUUCAGACAAAGUGUGACCAAACAUUUGCUGUUGAGUUCUUAAGUCCUGUCCAGACUAUCAAAUUUUAUUUGAAAAAAAA
Molecule: messenger RNA, 1438 nt
Organism: Anneissia japonica
Lineage: Eukaryota; Metazoa; Echinodermata; Crinoidea; Comatulida; Comatulidae
Product: ras-related protein Rab-26-like
Exons: 7
Coding region: 136-786 (216 amino acids)
Molecular function (GO): GTPase activity; GTP binding
Source: RefSeq, a predicted model, not a curated record